Molecule: messenger RNA, 1175 nt
Organism: Canariomyces notabilis
Lineage: Eukaryota; Fungi; Ascomycota; Sordariomycetes; Sordariales; Chaetomiaceae
Exons: 2
Coding region: 305-991 (228 amino acids)
Source: RefSeq, a predicted model, not a curated record
CAACUCCCGAGGCAGCAUUACCUCCAUUUUCAUUUUCUAGAAUGAAGGAUUGUGGCUCAUCUGACCAGAAGAGGAUCACCGCCAAGAUAUAUAGGGCUGUCAACCCAGGGACGGGCAUGAUAUAAAGGUGUCCAUAAAUACCAUGCCCUGUAGCAUCUACAGACAGCACUGGAUAUCCUGCCUGACCUAAGUUGUAUUGUCGUGAGCCAAAUACCACCCAAAAAGUUCACUUCAACCCCGGUCUGCAUACACCGCACCGAUCAUCAAACCUCUUACCUUAGCUUACCGUACAAUGAGCACCAACAUGGGUUCCUACUUCCUCUAUGCACUCCUCUGUGCCGUUGGCCCGGCCGUUGCCCAAACUUCAACUUUAACCGCCGACCUCCUAGUCUUCCAAACUCCGACGGCCACCCCGGCACCGAAAAUCGAGGCCGCCGUUUUAGGCUGGAACAGAAUGGGCUCGGACUCGGUCGGCCAGACAAUCUAUUAUAUCAACUGCCCGGAUGAUUCCCUUAGCCGAACCAAGAGGCCUCCUUGCGAUCUGCUCGAUAACGCGAGUGUGACGGUCAACCCCAGCACCAUGACGUUCAACAUCAAGCAACAGACAGUAGACAUCUCGGUUACCGAAGAUAUAACCAGAUCAACCUCCUUCCUCAUGACCGGCUCGGCGGACUGCACAGUCAGCGGGACAUGGGCAAGCUGUCAGUGGUCAACGAGGGAAAUCUUGACGUGGGAGACACAGUCGAAUUCGAGCACAGGCACCCCCUCGACCAGCACUGGCGACUGGACGUCCUCCACGACGACCUUCGCCAAUGCCCCCCAGCAUACCGCCCAAAUGGUGAUUGUUUCGGGGGGCGAGAGGUUGCCGCCUACGACUUCAAGCAGCGCCACUACCUCGUCGUCAUCGGGCGGUGCCGUGGCCCCGAAGCAAACGCAGCAGGCCAUACUGGCCGGCGUUGCGGCUGUUGUCGGGGGGAUGGCCCUCGUGUAAGUUGUGGGGUUAUCUGAGGUAGACCGUUAGGGGCCGAAGGGAUCAUCUAGGCAUCUUCCUUCUAACCAGACGGGUACGCGGGCGGAUGGGGACGGGAAGGCGUUUUGGCUGCACGAUGCUGGUACUAGUACCAAGGUCAGUAGGUAGUACCGUUGUCCAUGUAUAUAGCCUCAGUCGUUCAUUA